AUGUACCUCCGUGAGAUUCAUGCCGAGAGGGAUAUUCCUACAUUACAUCAAUUCAUCAAGGAGAAUCCUUUAGGUCUCUUGAUCACAGGGCUCGAUUCAAAGACUGCCCAGUUCCUUCAGUCUAGUCAUAUUCCGUGGGUCUUGGACACUCCUGAUGGCAAGGAUGAGAUGAAUUUUGGCACACUGCGGGGCCAUAUAGCACGAGCGAACCCGCAGGCCAAGGCAUUUACUGAAACAGCAAAGGGGGCUUCUGCAAGCGAGAUAAACCCAGACGGUUCUUACACUCUUACACGCGAUGUCCUUGUCAUCUUCAAUGGUCCUGCACAUCACUACGUCACGCCGAAAUUCUACACUGAGACCAAGCCAGCGACAGGCAAGGUAGUCCCGACGUGGAACUAUUCUGCUGUGCAAGCAUAUGGUCGCGCGACAGUGUUCUACGAUCCGAAAGCCGAAUCUACGCAUAAAUUUCUGGACAAGCAAAUCCGUGAUCUGACGAACCACAACGAAGUUGAAAUAAUGGGCCACAAAGAAAACUCGUGGGUGGUUGAAGAUGCACCUGGUCCUUAUAUCAAGGUAUUGAAAAGCGCAAUUCUUGGUGUUCAAAUCGAGAUCUCAGACAUUGGUGGCAAGUGGAAGAUGAGUCAAGAAGUCCCGGUGGGUGAUCAGGAAGGUGUGGCAAACGGUUUUGCGAAUUUGAACACGGAGGUUGGGGCAGAGAUGGCAAAGACGGUG
Molecule: messenger RNA, 732 nt
Organism: Bipolaris maydis ATCC 48331
Lineage: Eukaryota; Fungi; Ascomycota; Dothideomycetes; Pleosporales; Pleosporaceae
Product: transcriptional regulator PAI 2-type
Source: RefSeq, a predicted model, not a curated record